AUGGACGAACCUUUACCUUUCCGCUUAGUUGGAAGGACAGUAGGCAAACCGAUAUUCUUUUACAGGGGUCUCACUCUGAAUGAACUAUUGCAAAUCAUUGAAGAAGAUGAUCACAAUGAAGUUGAUGACGAAAUAUCGCUUACAAUUAUGCCGCCCAAAAAUUCUUGCGAGGAAGUUACUGAUGAAGAUUCAGGCGAUGAAGAUCAUUUAGAUAUUAACAAUUUGCCUGGAUCGCAACUUCUAGCCGAGGCAGAAAUUUUUGAACCUAAUGUUGAAGAAGAUGUUAAUAUUUCUUUACCAAGCGAUUCAGAAAAAUUAUGCUUGGAGAAACCAAGACUUACACCUAAUAAUAUAGAAGUUCCAAAACCACAAAUUGUUCAAAAUGAAAAUUCGGUUAUUGAAUUGUUUUCGUUAUUUUGGGGUGACGAAGUUAUAGAUUUAUUUGUCUACUUUUCUAAUAUGUACGCUACAAGCAAAAAUAGGGUUAGAAACAUAACAAAAGAAGAAAUGAAAAAUUUUUUCGCCAUCCUACUACUGUCUGGUUAUCAAAAAUUACCCAGACGUAGAAUGUAUUGGGAAAAUUCUUCUGACACGCAAAAUCAGCUUGUUAUAAAUUCGUUAUCUAGAGAUCGUUUUGAGUAUAUUUUCAGUAAUUUACAUUGCUGUGAUAACACGAAUUUAGACAAGACAGACAGAUUUGCCAAAGUACGAUUAUUGAUAAAUAAAAUGAACAGUUUAUUCCAACAGUAUGCACCAGUAACUGAAAAUCACAGUGUGGAUGAAGCCAUGGUGCCUUAUUAUGGUCGCCAUGGCUGUGGACAGGUUGUACCAGCAAAGGGACCAUCUGUGAUUCUGCAAUAUACCGACAUAAUCAAUUCUAUUCAAAGCUUUCCCUAUCACAUUUUUUGCGACAAUUUCUUUACGACUAUACCACUUCUGAGUGAAAUGACUAGAAGAAAUUUGAAGAUAACAGGAACCAUAAGAGAAAAUCGCACGUCAAAAUGUCCACUGGCAAAUAAAUCCCAGUUCAAGAAAAAAAGUAGAGGUUUUAUUGAAUACAAAACUAACGAAGAAAACACUGUAGUUGUUAAAUGGCAUGACAAUAACGUUGUCACUUUAGCAUCCAAUGCCUUGCCUGUUCACCCUACUCAUUCAGUUAGUCGUUAUUCUCUCAAAGAAAAAAAGAAAAUUAAGGUAGACCAACCUCAUAAUAUAUUUACUUAUAACAAAUAUAUGGGAGGCGUUGACAGGGCAGAUCAAAAUAUAAGUCUCUACAGAAUAGGUUUGAGAGGAAAGAAGUGGUACAUUCCUCUUAUAUUUCACAUGUUAGAUCUUGCGGUUCAAAAUGCAUGGCAACUUCACAGGGAACAAAAUGGAAAACUGGAUCAUCCAGGAUUUCGAAGGAGAAUAGUCAUGACCAUUUUAGAAGGAAACCAACGAAAAUUUGCGAAGAGAUCGAAGUUGUCACAAUCACAUAACUGUCAGAUGAGAUAUGAUCGUGUUGAUCACUUAAUUGUGACACAAGGGAAGCAAACCAGGUGUCGCAUGUGCCACAAAAAAGUCUCCACCAAGUGUGAGAAGUGUGAUGCUGCAUUACAUGUUGUAUGUUUUAAGCCUUACCAUGUGAAAGAAAUCUAA
Messenger RNA from Diorhabda sublineata, 1638 nucleotides. RefSeq names its product piggyBac transposable element-derived protein 3-like. Bases 1 to 1638 code for a protein of 545 amino acids. Gene Ontology annotation, molecular function: sequence-specific DNA binding. Lineage: Eukaryota; Metazoa; Arthropoda; Insecta; Coleoptera; Chrysomelidae. The record is from RefSeq and is a predicted model, not a curated record. The transcript has 4 exons.